ACUAGUCCGAGUUGUCCAACACUGGCAGCCACCACCACCGUCCGUCGCGAAAUUGACAACAAAACAGAGGAGAAUUUAGCGAUAAACAAACAUAAUAUUGGUCAAAUAUGAGCGCAUCGACGAGCACGACGGCAGCGGCCUCGCAAGACGCCUGCUACAUAUCGCUGCUCGGUCUAGCGGAAUACUUCCGCACAUCGCAGCCGCCGAACAUUAAGAAGUGCAUCCAGUGUCUCCAGGCGCUCUUCACGUUCAUGCCGCCCUCAAAGGUUGAGGCGCGGACACAUCUACAAAUGGGCCAGAUCCUGAUGGCUUACACGCAAAACAUAGACCUGGCGCGCCAUCAUCUGGAGAAGGCGUGGAGCAUAUCGGAACCUUUGGCCAACUUUGAUGUGAAGUUCGAUACCGCCUCCCUUCUUGCUCAGCUACAUCUUCAAACGGACCAGAACUCGAACCAGGCCAAGGCGAUGCUCCGUCGCGCAGUUGAGUUAUCCCAGCACAACGUCUACUGGCACUGUAAACUGUUGCUUCAACUAGCCCAGAUCCAUGCCAGCGACCGCGAAUACUCAUUGGCCUCCGAGCUACUGGCGGUCGGAGCGGAAAGUGCUGACGAGGCGGGCGCCACGUACCUGAAGGUGCUGUUCCUUCUCUCACGCGCCAUGAUACUCAUGAUCGAGCGCAAGACAAAUGAUGUGCUCGCCCUGCUCAAUUCCGCCGGCCAGAUUAUCGACAACAACAUCCCUAAUCCGCACCAAAAGGAGUACCUCAAGGUGUUUUUUUUAGUCCUUCAGGUGUGCUAUUACCUGGCUCUGGGUCAGGUGAAGACAGUAAAACCCAGCCUCAAACAGCUUCAAAUGUCCAUCCAAACGAUAAUGGCUCCCAAUUGGCCCACGGACGAAGCCAUAUUCGGAGCGAACCAGCUAGAGAUGUUCGUGUGGCUUCCGAAGGAGCAGCUGUAUGUCCUGGUCUACUUGGUGACCGUGUCGCACUCCAUGAUGGCCGGUUAUAUGGACAAGGCGCAAAAGUACACGGAAAAGGCGCUAACCCAAAUCGAAAAACUAAAACAGCAGGAAGACAAGCCAAUUCUCUCCGUGUUCAAGGUGAUCCUGCUGGAACAUAUCGUCAUGUGCCGGAUGGUAAUGGGAAAUCGUGAACUGGCCAUCCGAGAGAUAGCGGCCGCGAGAGACGUGUGCCUUGCGGCUCCACAGCGCAGCCUUCUACGACGCCACUCCGCCCAGCUGCACUGCCUCAUCGGGCUGUAUUCUAUGUCCACUAGCUUCUUCGAGCAUGCCGAACGCCAGUUCCUGGUGUGUGUGAGCGAAACCAACGAACGAGACCUGAAGCUGUUUGCGAACCUCAACCUGGCGAUCAUAUACCUGCGCACUAAGCGCGACACGGACCUCAAGCAAAUCCUCGACGCCGUCUCCUCAGAAAAUACCAACACCUACAGCAGUCAAGCGCUAAUGGGCGGGUUUUACUACGUCCAGGGACUGCACGCCUUCCACAAGAACAGCUUCCACGAGGCCAAACGCUUUCUGCGCGAGACCUUGAAAAUGGCCAAUGCUGAGGACCUGAACCGGCUGACCAGCUGCUCGUUGGUCCUGCUCUCGCACGUAUUCCUCAGCAUCGGCAACUCCAAGGAGAGCAUGAACAUGGUGACACCGGCCAUGCAACUGGCCAGCAAGAUACCCGAUAUCCAUGUCCAGCUUUGGGGCUCGGCUAUCCUAAAAGAUUUGCAUAGAAUGUCCAAGGAUGUACAACAUGAAAAGGAUGCUUAUGCCAAUCAUCUAAAAUACUCCGAAAACCUGAUUGCAGACCAACGGAAGAGCGUACAAAGCUCUCACCAUGAAUUAGUCAACUGGUUCCACGGUGAUCCGCCGGUAACAAGUGGUCCGCCCACUACAACCGCCGUUGCCAUGAUCCUGCCAGACUCCUCCGCCACCGGACCUGUCCCUGUUAUCGCGUCCACAUCUACGGGCAUGCAACAGGCGAUGCAACCAGUGGGGCCUUACGGCCAGUUCUACUAGCAAUGAGACGACGAUGCAAUUGUACCAUCUAAGAUUUUAUUUGUAUCUAAAACUAGCGACUAACUAAGUUAAGGAUAAACAUGUUCUACCAGUUGUGAAUUUUGUCAUAAACAUAAAAAAACUAGCUGCUAACUAA
Molecule: messenger RNA, 2160 nt
Organism: Drosophila bipectinata
Lineage: Eukaryota; Metazoa; Arthropoda; Insecta; Diptera; Drosophilidae
Gene: Mau2
Product: Mau2 sister chromatid cohesion factor
Biological process (GO): maintenance of mitotic sister chromatid cohesion; mitotic sister chromatid cohesion
Cellular component (GO): SMC loading complex; chromatin
Molecular function (GO): protein binding; double-stranded DNA binding
Source: RefSeq, a predicted model, not a curated record